This is a messenger RNA of Somion occarium, 1502 nucleotides long. NCBI's taxonomy places the organism in Eukaryota, Fungi, Basidiomycota, Agaricomycetes, Polyporales, Cerrenaceae. The record is from the annotation of a GenBank genome assembly.
GUAUAGUCCUAUUGACUUUCCAUAGCUUCGCAGAUUCGUCUUGUUCGGCCAUGGCUAGUACUGCUAUAUGGUGGGUCGAGUUCAAGGUCAAAAUGUCUUGAAAUUGGGCGCUUAGACGCUCUCUUCAUACCUUCAUCAUGGCACCGGCCGCGACCACAAGCACUCAGGAUGGCGGGACACCGUCGAUGCUCAAUCUGACUUCGAACCUCAUGAUGAAGUUCAAGCCAGCCAAGAUCUUCAAAAACGCUGUGGAACCGACGCCGCCACCGUCUCCUGGACCUCAUUCCUCUCGGGCGCAAAAUAAUGGACCUAGACAUAUCACUGGAAUCAGUUUCGAUGAUCGAGGGGACCAGCUUAUAACAGCUUCGGAGGACGAGACAUUCAGACUUUACAGUUGUAAGAGCGGCAAGCAAUUGAAGGUUCUUUAUUCCAAGAAAUAUGGUGUAGACCUCCCAAGGUUCACCCACAAAAACACCACCAUCCUUCAUGCUUCUACGAAAGAGGAUGAUACUAUUCGAUAUCACUCGCUACACGACAACAAGUACUUGCAGUACUUCAAGGGUCACAAAGACAAAGUGAUAUCUAUGGAGGUGUCACCCGUUGACGAUGGGUUCAUGUCGGGUUCUAUGGACAAGACUGUGCGCCUGUGGGACUUGCGUAGUCCCUAUUGCCGCGGCCUACUCAAUCUACCGUCCUCUCCUGUGGUCGCUUAUGACGCAUCUGGACUGGUAUUUGCUGUGGCAGUCAACCACUAUUCUCGAAUAUUGCUCUAUGACCAAGCAAAUUUUGAUAAAGCACCUUUCCUAGCCAUCACGCUCGAAGACCCGACACUUGCUUUGAUUACGUAUCCACCUCGAAUCCCUUUCAUGACGUCCCUCGCAUUUUCCUCGAACGGCAAAUACCUUCUUGUUGGAUGUUCUGGCAAUGCUCAUUACAUCCUAGAUGCUUUUGAGGGUCAUUUGAUUGCCAAACUGGAAGGUCAUACCGGCCUGGAGCGCCGGAAAAUGAGCAAUCAGCCUCCGGGCAUCGAACCAGUUCGAGGGUGCAGUGGAGAGGAAGUGUCGUGGACGCCUGACAGCAAGUUUGUUCUCAGCGGGAGUCUGGACGGGAAGAUCUACAUCUGGGAUGUACAGAAUCUACCAGUACCGCAGGGUCCUGUGGAUUUGAAAGCCCCGCCGAUGCGCCUGAAGCCUAUGUCGGCUCUUGAAGGUCAUCCCGGGCCUUCGAGAUGUGUCAAGUUCAAUCCUCGGCUUGCUAUGAUGUGCUCAGCUGGUGCAGAACUCGCAUUCUGGCUACCUGACCAAUCUGGAGAACCUGAUGAGAUUGCUAAGGAGUUGCUGAAGAAGAAGGCUGCUGCAUCAGGUUGACCUCGGUAUCGCACACUGCCUCUGUACUUCAAUUAGAUAUUUUGUUUAUGUAUUUUGCUUUCCUUCGCUUUUCUGCAUUUGUUCAUACCGUUGCAUCUCUGUUUUAUCGAAAUAUCGACCCAUGUGAGGAUCGAA